Molecule: messenger RNA, 4179 nt
Organism: Closterium sp. Naga37s-1
Lineage: Eukaryota; Viridiplantae; Streptophyta; Zygnematophyceae; Desmidiales; Closteriaceae
Source: the annotation of a GenBank genome assembly
AUGCUGCUCUACCCAUCAAGAUCCCUCGCCUUUUCCUCACUCUCCGCGCUGCUGUCUUUCCGCGCCUGGCAGUUCCCGCGUGGACUCCUCGCGCUAACCACCACCCGCCAGCCCUUCUCCUCCGCAGCCUCCGCCGCUUCCGCGGGUCGUUCUUCGGAAACCCGGUUCCCAGGCUUCGCGCCACGUGGGGUGGGACAGUCGCCGUUAGCUCAGUCCCUGCCGACUGUUGCUGAGUAUGGCAGAUCAGCUGUCAGCGACGGUCCCGCACUCACUUCUAGAGAAAGACGUGGUCCGAGGAGGGCGGACGAUGGAGGCCGCUUAACCUCUGUCGUGGGUCUCGAUUCUCGUGCCGGCCUUUCUGAAGAUAAAACCCUUGGCGUAACGACCAUCGCUAACGGAGUUCUUAACGGGGUCAGUCGAGACGACUUUCACGAAUCCAUCAACGGCGCUACUAACGAAGCUCCUAUCGAUGCCGACACUUUCCGGGCCGCCUCGGUGGACAUUAACAGGGAGACGCGACCCAUGCGAUUCGACGAGAUCAUUGGGCAGGAUAAUACGGUGGAGCUUCUCAAAGCCGCCGUGGCCGAUAACCAAGUCGUUUCCGCGUACCUCUUCUCAGGCCCGCACGGCACGGGGAAAACCUCUGCUGCGCGCAUCCUCGCUUCCGCCAUCGGCUGCUCCGCGCGGAAGCCUGGCGACGGAAACCCGUGCGGCGGGAAGUGCCCGCACUGCCGCGCCGUGGCGGACGGGACGAGCGAAGUCGUGGUGGAGAUCGACGCGGCGAGCGACCGCGGGGUGGCGGUCGCGCGGCAGAUCAUAAACGACGUAGAGAAGGCACCGGAUGGCACGCGGAUUGUGCGCAUUAUUGACGAGUGCCACAUGCUCACGAGAGAAGCUUUGGCGGCGCUGCUGAAGACGCUGGAGGAACCAGUGGGCAACCCGUUGUUCAUCCUCGUUACCACCGAUCCUGGGCAGUUGCCCAGCACGAACCCCUCGCGCUGCCACAAGCUCGCGUUCUCGGCCGUGCCCAAUGAGGUCAUGGUGAAGGACCUGCGGAGGAUUGCGCAGUUGAAGCGGUGGGAGGCCUCUGAUGACGGGCUGCGCGCGAUUGCGGAGGAGGCGGCGGGGUCGAUGCGCGACGCGAAGAAGAUUCUGCAGCAGCUGAGCCUGCUGAAGAAGCGGAUCACGGGAGACCUGGUGCUCGAUCAUGUGCGCGCGGGGAGGGAGGGGGGAAGGGGGACGGGAGGAACGGGGAGGGGGCGGGAGUGGGACGGGAGGGGCCGGGAGGGGCCGGGAAGGGCGGGGAGGGGGGAAAGGGGACGGAAAGGGAAGACGGGCAGGUUUAGGGAAGGGGAUUUUUCUCUUGUCGCUCCCACGCACAUUCCCUCCUCACCCUUCGUUGACGCCACUCUCAACCCGUCCUCCACCCUCUUCUCCUCCCUCACUCUCCUCUGUUCUCUCACUCUCCUCUGUUCUCUCACUCUCCCCUCCUCCCCCGUUCUCCUCUCCCCCCACGUUCUCCUCUCCCGCCUCACUCUCCUCUCCUUUCCCACCUUCCUCUCCUCCCUCGGUGUCCUCUCUUAUCCCGCGCCCCUCCAUCCAUCCGCCCCUCAGUUCAAGCGGUUGCCGCAGUGGAAGGCGGAGGUGAUGCUGGUGCUCGCGCUGAGCGACGUGCAGCCAACGGGGGUGGUGGAGGCGGCCAAGGACCUGGAGCGCAGGGGCGUGGCGUUCCCAGAGGUGCUGCGCCAGCUUAGGGAUGCCGCCACUGACGCGCUCACGCGCAAGGGCACCAAUCGACAGCUCGAUUUCAUCGCCGCUUCUCCUGAGGGCCGGUCGCUGCUGCAAGCAGUGGUGAAGGAGUUAAGAGAGGCAGAGAAGCAGCAGAAAGAGGAACCGACCAACAUGAAGCUGUUUAUAUCAUUCCUCGUGGAGCUGCCUCUCCUCUUAGAGAAAUACCCCUGCUCCUUCCACAUUUCAGCCGCAGCCGACUCCGCUUCCUCCUCCUCUCCUUCGCCCCCCUCGCACCCCCCCUCCUCUCUCAUGGCACCAGCGCAUGCGCCAAGCGGGGCUGCACGGGCGGAGGGGGAGUGGGGGGAGCUGGCGAGGAAAGCCAUGGCGGAGAUGACGCCCCACCAGCGCUCUCUGUUCACGCAGCAGGCCUGCAUCGUUGCUGUCACCGAUACCUCUGCCACCGAUACCACUGUCACGCUGAGCUUCCUCCAGGCGUGGAUAAAAAAGCUCAACGACGGGAGGCGCAAGACAAUCAUUCCCGGCUUCACUGAAGCCUUCUCAAAGGCCCUCCGCAGCCGGGUGACCAUACAGCUGGUGGACAAAGAGUCCCUGGGGGCUGCUACGGAUGCACCCAGUGCGGAGGACCUAGCAGCCGCGGCCUCUGCAUCUGCUGCUGCUGCUGCUAAGUCUGACACAGUCCCCAAGGGGGCUGGAAGGAAAGUGCCUGAGGAGAGACGCAGAGUGAGGGAGGGUGUCAGUCAGUGGGUGCCUGAGGAGGAGGGGAGCGGGUUGGUGGUAACGAGUCCCCAACCAGCCAAAGGCAAGGAAGUCUGGAAGAACAGUCAAGCACGUGAGGCGAAGGCUGGGCGUGGUCACUUGUCUCAGCCCUCGCCUGCCCAGUUGGAGGCAGCUGCCGCUAAGUCCGCUGCCAAGGUUGCAGCAGCCAGAAGAGCCGGGCAGGCACGGGCAGCAGCGAAGAUGCGAGAGACCCAUAGAAGAGAAGGCCAGCAGGCACUGCAGGGACCUUCGCCGGCGCUGCCAACAGUUGUGAUUCCGGGAGCAGCAGAUGCUUAUGGUUCCUUCAAUCGGAGUGAAGUUUUGAAGAUAGAGGCGGGUUCCGGGUCAGGUGAAUCGGAGAGCGAGCAUGGUCGUGGUGCUGCUGAUGGCUGGGACUCGAAUGAGGUUUCGAUGCAUGGUCCUUCGCGGGUGAAUGCUGUGCCUUCGACUCUCCCUGCGAAUGCUGGCUUCAGCACAGCUUUCAGUGCCAGCAGCAGCAGUGGUGGCAAUGAUAUCACGGCAGAAGCGGUGGGGCAUGGAACGGAGUUGCCAUCACCAGAGUUGGUGGAUUUUGGAAUUACAGAAGCAGGUCAGCCAAGAACUCCUGCACCCGAUGAAGUGACAGGAACUGUCAUUCUUGGUGGUGGUGAGGCAGACCACGGGAUGACAGUGGGGAGUUUGAGCCAUGAUUAUCAAGCAUCGAUCACUGAUGCACAGCCAGGGCCUAGCUCUGUGCCAAAAGUCAAGGCGGAGACUGAAGGCGCUUUUUUGGGGAGCCACGAGUGUGAUGCAGUUGUGGAGGGCCCUGCAGGGGGCGCUCUUGUGAAUGGGGUUGAGAACGGUGAUGUGGUGGAGGAUACUGUGCAUGAUGAAUCUGAUGUGGAGGCUGUGGGUGCAGCAGAAUCUGAUGUGGAGGCUGUGGGUGCAGCAGAAUCUGAUGUGGAGGCUGUGGGUGCAGCAGAAUCUGAUGUGGAGGUCAUGGAUGCAGCAGAAUCUGAUGUGGAGGUAGUGGGUGCAGCAGAAUCUGAUGUGGAGGCUGUGGGUGCAGCAGAAUCUGAUGUGGAGGCUGUGGGUGCAGCAGCAGCUUAUGUUGAAGAUGCUGCUGUUGUCCCUGCAUCUACCGUGGGAGCUGAUAUGGAGGCAGCUGAGACUGGCGCCAAUGCUGGAGGCAGCAGCAUUUCUGCUCAUGUCAAUCCCAGAGUUGCUGCUGCUGAAGUUGACACUGGCAUGGAUGCAGCUUAUCCCGUGGAUGGUCGUGUGGGAUUCAGAGGCUAUCCUGAUUCUGGCCGGCGUGAAGAAGGUGGUGCUCUUGCUGCUUCCCGCAUGUCCCCCAGCCGUGGCACCCGUCCUACCGUUGCCACAGCUUCCGCUGGUCGCGGGACCAGUGGCUCAAACGUUGGGGGAAGCACUGGUGGGGCCGUGCGCAUGGCCUUUGCACCUCGUGGCAGGACUCGGGGACCUUUUAAGCCCAAGGCUUUGCCAAGUGACCAUGGGGCUCUCAGUAGGACUGAUCCUGGAGCUGAGCCAGGGAGGCCGGUGAAUGAUGUUAAGACUGGUGGAAGGUUUGAUGAUUUGGAUCCUGCAGAAGCUGCUGCGAUAGCGCUUUGCAAAGCUUUUGGAGGCAGGCUUUUUGUAUUGAGAGAGGACAACGACAGGGAGGUGGACAAGUAA